Messenger RNA from Ilex paraguariensis (yerba mate), 177 nucleotides. The record is from the annotation of a GenBank genome assembly. NCBI's taxonomy places the organism in Eukaryota, Viridiplantae, Streptophyta, Magnoliopsida, Aquifoliales, Aquifoliaceae.
AGAUCGUUGUUGUCCUCGGAAAAGAAGAGUAGGGAGUUGAGAGGAGUGGUUUUGGGGGAGUGGCAUACUGUGCACGCGUCUAGAGUAUGUGAGAAGGAGGCAUUGGGUGCCCAGGCUGUGGCGACCCCAAUUUUAGCGAGCAAGCCAGGCGAGAGAGGGAGGCGCACAGGUGUACGG